AUGCAGCUCCACCACAUCACCGCCUUUAUCGCUAGUCUGGCUCUGACAGCAAACGCCAUCCCCGUCCCAGACGACGGCCCAGCAAUGGAGGCCAGCCUUCAAGCCCGCGCCGACCAAGCUAAUGAGCCCUACGAUCGUCAAGUUCACCCCGACGAACUUGAUGCAUUGCUCACUCACCGCGACCUCGAAGACUUCGACGUUGACGCACCAUUGACUCGCCGUGACGCUGAACCUGAGGAGUCCCAUCUAACCAAACGUUUCCUCGACAACGACUCCUACGACCUCGACGUCUACGAUGAUCGUAUCUUCUGGCGUAACGGUCGCAGGAACUUCUUUGGCAACCGUGGGGGAUUCUAUGGACGGAACCGUGGGGUGAGGUUUUUUAAUGGACGACGGGGCUAUGGGUAUAAUUAUAACUGGAAUAACAGGGUUUGGUAG
Messenger RNA from Fulvia fulva, 438 nucleotides. RefSeq lists its product as uncharacterized. The transcript has 3 exons. The record is from RefSeq and is a predicted model, not a curated record. Bases 1 to 438 code for a protein of 145 amino acids. NCBI's taxonomy places the organism in Eukaryota, Fungi, Ascomycota, Dothideomycetes, Mycosphaerellales, Mycosphaerellaceae.